This is a messenger RNA of Punica granatum (pomegranate), 678 nucleotides long. NCBI's taxonomy places the organism in Eukaryota, Viridiplantae, Streptophyta, Magnoliopsida, Myrtales, Lythraceae. The record is from RefSeq and is a predicted model, not a curated record.
AUGGGAAAUGCAUUAGCAUCGCCUUGCUUCAAUCUCCAUCGGCACGGCUCGAGGUCGCGAGAGAUCAAGCUGAUCUUCUGGGAAGGCAAUACUAGGGUUUUGAUAGGGAGGCACCUGGCGGGAGAGAUCAUGUUCGAGUUCCCAGACAUGAUGGUCUGCCACGCGGACUCCUUCUUCAUCGGCCGUCCGGUCCCGGCCCUUGCCAUAGAGGAUGUCCUUGUGCCGGGGGAGUCCUACUUCGUCCUCCCGAUUGACUGCUUCCCAUGCGUUGGCACACUUUCCGCCUCCUCCCUAGCAGCCCUAGGGUCAAACAGCCCUAAUAAUAAUAAUGGAAAGCAUUCUCCAAUGAAGAAUAGCUUCGGGGAGGGCCGUCCAUUCGAGUAUUUGAGGGGGGAGGAUGGAAGGGUCAUGAUAAAAGUUGCCCCGGAGUUCAUCACAAGGCUUAUAAUGAAAGAGUCAGGCGAGGGGAUUAGCAGUGGCACCACCGGUUCGUCGAGUAGUCCAUGUCAUGGUGUGCUGUGCAGCACCCCGGAGCUACAAAAGCAUUACAGCCAACUCGUUGGAUCGAACAAAGAGCAAGUAUGGUCACCGAAGCUCGAGACAAUCUCCGAGCACAAGCUGAGGUUUUCUCCUUGCAGGUUCAUAGGAUUGGAAUGGAAACAGAAAGAGAGUAGCUAG